This is a messenger RNA of Cuscuta europaea, 4335 nucleotides long. Lineage: Eukaryota; Viridiplantae; Streptophyta; Magnoliopsida; Solanales; Convolvulaceae. The record is from the annotation of a GenBank genome assembly.
AAAAAAAUCCCGCGCACCAAUAUUUCUUUUGACCCUGCUCCAAAACAAAUUCACGCUUUGCUAACCCUUCUUUAAUUUUUCCCAAAACAUAAAACCUCCUCCGGAGAGCCCUAGAAACAGUUCAUCGUAACAGAGCCGCACCCCAAAACUUUGCCGCAACAGUAGAUCUUGUUGAGUCGCCCUGCAAUACCAUCUUCUUGCGGUGCCGUGCUGUAGCCAUCUUCUCUCCGUACAGUAGCCAUCUUUCUCUCCGUGCAGUAGCCAUCUUCCUCGCCCAAGGUUGUCGACCAAUCCCAUCCCCUGGCUGUCCUGUGUCCGAAGCCGCAGGUGAAGACUGAAGAAGUGGGAGGUGAAGAAAGAGACAGAGAGUUCGCCACUUCGCCCAAACUUCCCUCCGGACAGAAAUCGCUCACUCGCUGGUGAGCCGCAGGUUGUUGCAUGAUUCCCAUCAACCUGUAUAUGAAGGAUGCAAGUCCGCAAAGUUGUCAAUUUUGGUAAGGUUGCUUCACAUAAGAGUAUUGGGAAAUGGAGUAAUGAGUCCUUUACAAUGCUGUUAAAACUCCUUAAUGAGGAUCUACUUCCUAAGGCAUCUAAUUUACCGAAUUCUUAUUAUGAGGCAAAGAAGACAAUUAAAGAUCUUGGUCUUUCUUACCAAAAGAUAGAUGCUUGUGGAAAUGAUUGCAUGUUAUAUUGGAAGGAUGAUGAAGAGGCUGAAUUUUGUAAAGUAUGUGGUGACUCGAGAUGGGAGAAUGAUAAGCGUAGCGGUGAGUGCAAGUAUAAAGCAAAUGGUAAGAAAAUACCAAAAAAGACAUCACGAUAUUUUCCAUUAACACCUCGACUCCAGAGAUUGUUCAUGUCUAAAAAGACAUCAUCUUUGAUGAGAUGGCAUCACAAUAGAAGAAAAGUUGAUGAUGGUGCAACUAUGACUCAUCCGGCUGACUCAAGAGCAUGGAAGCAUUUUAAUGAGUUGCAUAAAUCAUUUUAUGCAAACCCGUGCAAUGUCAGACUUGGUCUUGCCACUGAUGGGUUUCAACCAUUUGCUAAUUCAAAGAAUUCUUAUAGUAUUUGGCCGGUAAUUCUUGUUCCGUAUAAUCUGCCUCCGUGGAUGUGCAUUGAUCAAUCAAAUUUAAUUUUAUCAACGCUAAUUCUUGGUCCCGAAAGUCCAGGGGAUGCAAUUGAUGUUUAUCUCCAACCAUUGAUAGAAGAGCUUAAAGUCUUAUGGGGAACCGGAGCUGAAACAUAUGACGCUUCUAGAAAAAUAAACUUCCAAUUGCAUGCUGCCUUAUUGUGGACAAUAAAUGAUUUUUCCGCAUAUGCCAAUUUAUCUGGAUGGAGCACCAAAGGAAGAUUAACUUGCCCUUCUUGCAAUAAAGACACUUCAUGGACUAGAUUACCUAAUUGGUCCAAGCAAUGCUACAUGGGACAUCUUCGUUGGCUUCCUAGAGAUCAUAAAUGGCGAAACAAUAAGAAGUCAUUUGAUGGCACGAAAGAGCUAAGAGUGCAACCAAAACCUAUUUCAGGUAGUGACAUACAUGAGUAGGUGAAAGACCUUGAUGGAAUGGUCUUGACAAAGGAUGGAAGUAGAAAGGUGAAAAUAUCCCACAAGAGUAGAGGAGAUAAUUGGAAUAAGAAAAGCAUAUUUUUUGAACUUCCAUAUUGGGAAACUUUGCUGUUACGACAUAAUUGAGAUGUUAUGCACAUUGAAAAGAACAUUUGUGAUAAUAUUUUGGGUACUCUCAUGAAUAUGAAAGGGAAGACAAAAGAUAAUCUUCAAACUCGGCUUGAUUUGCAAGCAAUGAACAUAAGACCAGAACCGCACCCGACCAAGGAAGGUGAUACAUAUACAUAUCGAGUGGCAUCUUAUGUACUGUCAGAUGAAGAGAAGCAUAAAUUCUGCCUUUUCUUGAAGCAACUAAAAGUUCCAGACGGGUAUUCAUCUAAUAUCUCGCAUAGUGUCAACCUCAAAGAUCACAAGAUUUCGGGCUUAAAGAGUCAUGAUUGUCAUGUCAUAUUACAAAACUUGCUUCCUCUCGCAAUUCGUGGUCUACUACCUAAAGCUGUUUAUGAACCACUUUUUGAGCUUUCCCUGUUUUUCAAUACUCUAUGUGCUAAAGUGUUGAAGGUUGAUGAUCUGGAAAAAAUUCAAGCUCAAAUUCCUAUAACCUUAUGCAAGCUGGAGAAGAUAUUCCCACCUUCUUUUUUUGAUAUCAUGGUGCAUUUGCCCAUUCAUUUAGCUCUUGAGGCACUUAAUGGCGGACCGGUUCAGUACAGGUGGAUGUAUUUUGUAGAAAGAACAAUGUUUGUGUUGAAGUCCCUGAUUCGUAAUUCUACUCGUCCAGAAGGUUCAAUCGCAGAAGGCUAUAUAGCUACUGAGUGCAUGACCUUUUGCUCACGAUAUUUAAAAGGCAUGAAAACCAAGUUCAAUCGUUCUGAGCGCAAUUUCGAUGGUGGUAUGAAUGAGUUUAAUGGUGGCUUGAAAAUAUUUAAUCAUCCCGGGAGAACAUUAGGGGCGGGCAGACAAUGUCAUUUGGACCCGAAUGAGCUUGAGCAAGCCCAUCUCUAUGUUCUAAAAAACUGUGAUGCAGUCCAAUCCUUUCUUGAAGAAUAUUCACAAACUGAAGCAAUUUCCUCACAAACUCUAUCGGAUAAAGAAUGGGAUAGUCAGUUCAUUGAAUGGUUUAAGACCAGAGUGUCUCAAAUGCAUAAAAGUGAUCAAAGCGAAGAAAUCAAAGACUUGAUUGCACUAUCUCGUGGUCCUACCCCAUACGUGACAAGUUAUAAAGGUUACAUUUGCAACGGAUACAGAUUUCAUAUAGAGGAACAUGAUAAAGGUUUAAGGACUCAGAAUAGUGGUGUGAUCGUUGUAGGAGAAAAUGGUAUUGAUGUUGAGAGCAUUGAUUACUAUGGGGUGCUCGUUGAGGUUCUUGAAUUGCAAUAUCUUAGAGGAAAACGGGUAGUUUUAUUUCGUUGUAAAUGGUGGGAUGUAUAUGAUAGACAAAGAGGAGUUAAAAUAGAUGAAUAUGGGAUUGUUAGUGUUAAUUUUCAUCGUAUUCUAAAAACGAAUGAGCCCUUUGUCUUGGCCAGCCAAGUUUCCCAGGUUUUCUAUGCCAUUGAUAAUAAUAACAAGGGUUGGCAUGUUGCGAGAAAAGUACAACCCCGUGACACAUAUUCAAUGCCAUUGGAAAUGGAAGAUGAUGUUGAAAACCUAGACCAUUUAAAUGCAGCAGUUCAAGAUGCUUUAUCAUCUUCUCCUAAUUUUGUUCCUACAACUAUGUCUAGUACCGAAGGUGAAAUUAGUUUGGUAAGAUGUGAUAUGGAGCAAAUCUCAACGAGUGAAAGUGCACCAAAACAGACAAAAAAACGAAAAAAAGACAUCUUUAGUGCAGGUCAAAAUGAAUUUAAAUAGGCUUGGAAUGGCAAAGUCGACAAAGCCAAUAUUCAUUAAACCGGGCAUUUUGGGUAGGCGGCUUGGACAAGGGCUAAGUCCAAUGCUCUCUAAUAACACUAUGGUGCCUUCAAAGUUUGCUACAAUGCAUGAAAGUGCCAAUUUGGAAUCCGGCAUAGUACUGUUUUUAAUUAUACUACUUUAUAUGACAUUUUGCUUCUUUUAAGUUACUUAAGGUUUCUUUAUUUUUUAAUAUCAUUACUGCAUAUUUGGUGCUUUUAAGAAUGAUUUAAUAACGCUUACAGUUGCUGCUAUUUAGGCAUAAUUUAAAAAUUACUAUUUUUUUACUCAUUUGAUUCUGUACAUAUAAUUGCUGCUUCUAGGUGGAGGACUUGUAACACGUUCCUGGGACUAUACUAUGGAUACGAUGAACCAAAUGAAAAGGAAAAAAACAGAUAGCAUGGACCAAAUGAAAAGGCAAAAAACUGAUAAGGAACAUGCUGAAGAUGGUAGAAAAAGACCGAACAACUUGAAUGACAUGUCUAGAGGCAGCGGACUUGGAACGCCUUUGUGUAACUAUACUAUGGGUAUAGAUGCCUCAUUUUAUGAAAAUGAUGAUUGGGAGUGUGAUAGCAUGGACCAGAUGAAAGAGCAAAAGACAAACAAGGAAUGCGCUGAAGAUGAUAGAAAAAGACUGAAUAGUUUGAAUGGCGUGUCCAGUAUUAACGCAUAAUAUUAAUAUAAUAUUAUUGUACAUUUGUUAUAUGUAAUUAUCUCAUACGGUAGUUAGUAUUUGUAUUUAUCUCAUACGUAUGACUAGCUAUAUCCCUUAGUUUGUGAUUAGUUUGUUAUUUGAUCUUAUCACCACCUACUGUAACUCUAUAUAUUCAUGUACGUAGCUAAAGCUGAAUACAACAAUUCAAUAUCUUCCAUUAUACUUCUUCAUGGUA